This is a messenger RNA of Momordica charantia (bitter melon), 2311 nucleotides long. RefSeq lists its product as uncharacterized. Gene Ontology annotation, molecular function: protein binding. Lineage: Eukaryota; Viridiplantae; Streptophyta; Magnoliopsida; Cucurbitales; Cucurbitaceae. The record is from RefSeq and is a predicted model, not a curated record.
AAAUUGGCCAAUUGUGUGUUCCAUUCCAAUCUUGAAUCUAAUUUUGCCAUCUGAGAAACAGAAUUCAAUAGUACUGGUUGACUAAAAUGGAUCCACCACCUCCGGCCGCUGCAGCAACGGCCGCCGCCGCCGGUCAGCACAACUAUCAGGAUUCCGUAGAGUCCUCGCCCCGCUCCCACAAUGCCGACUCGUGGGACGACCCUAUCGCGCCGGUUCCCGGCGCCAAGCUCCGCCUCAUGUGCAGCUAUGGCGGCCACAUUAUCCCCCGCCCCCACGACAAAUCCCUCUGCUACGUCGGCGGAGACACCCGCAUUGUCGUCGUCGAUCGCCAUUCCUCCCUCGCCGACCUCUGCAUGCGCCUCUCCCGAACCCUCCUCAACGGCCGGCCAUUCACCCUCAAGUACCAGCUCCCUCACGAAGAUCUCGAUUCCCUCAUCUCCAUUGCGACGGAUGAAGAUCUCGAGAACAUGAUCGAAGAGUACGACCGAAUCACCAUCGCUUCACCCCUGAAGCCUUUACGCAUCCGCCUCUUCCUCUUCUUCACGAAGCCUGAAACCGCGGCUUCCAUGGGGUCGCUGCUUGACGAUGCCAAACACGAAACGUGGUUCGUCGAUGCCCUAAAUAACUCCGCCGGGAUGAUUCCGCGGGGGCUCUCCGAUUCGGCCACAAUGGAAUGUAUGGUGGAUCUCGACGCGGUUCGGGAGAGUGAUUCGUGCAAUGAUUUGGAGAAUCAAGGUCGCGACUCUCUUGGGCAUACUGACAAACAGGUGGCGAAUAAUAGCAAUUCCGUCCAUGACGUGCAAUCCAUUCCCGAUUCUCCUGCGGUGGAAAAUGAUUCUUCGUUUGGCUCGUCUUCUUCGGUUCCGUCGAUGUCCAACUUGCCUCCGAUACGCGUCCGUGUGGAGGAGACGGAGGGCAGAGUUCAAGAUCCGAAGGUGGGACUGGAGGAGCAGUUUGGGCAGAUGAAUUUUGGCGUACCUCCACUUCCUACGGCCUUGGCUACUGGUGUAACUGUUCCAACAACUGCCAUUCCUAAUCAUGAAAACGCCAACCGUGCCUUCUCCGACGACGAGAGGCCGGAGCACGGUGGUCCGGUCGCGUUUCGGAAGCCUCCAUUGCCCUUACAGAUGUUGCAGAACAGGGCUGUUGCCGGUCCUGCCGUCAGCGGCGGUUUUAGUCUACCGUCGCCGGAUUCUGUUGCCAGCGAUAGUAGCAUAGCAUCUGCAAAUUCUCAGUCCAAACCCAUGUACUACCAAGACCAGAUUUUAAGAGACAACACAGUUCCAGGCAUUCCCAUUGCUGAAAGUGAUGGUUACAUGACAAGUCAACAAGUCCCAAUUCAACAGCUCCAUGACCCUACCUAUGUAUUAACUUCACAAUUAGAUCAGAAGCAGCCUCAACAACCACAACAAUUUGUCCACUCCACGACCCAUUACAUCCACCACCACCAUCCUGCAGCGACCGGGCAUGUCCCCGUUCAAUCGUAUUAUCAUCCUAUCUACACACAAACACCAUCUCAACAGCAACUCCAUCAUCCAAUUGAUCAGCAAUAUCCAGUCUAUAUUAUGCCCAUUGCACAGACUCAACAGGCCUACAACGUGCCUGUGCAAUCUAGUGCUGCUGAGACUCCAAUGGCUGCACCGAACCGGCAAGCAUCACCUAGUCCUGCCAUGGUUUCUUCUCCAGUUACCUACAAUGACAGUAAUCCGCCACCCCUCUAUGCCCAGAAGGCUGCUACCCCAGCAGCUAUGCAAGAAAUGGCAGCAAACAUGUACAGAACUGCAGUGACCUCGACUCCUCCUCCCUUAUUACAGGUUCCUCACAAUCAGUACCAGCAACCAUACAUGGGUCUUGCUCAAAUGAACUAUCCAUCUCAAUCUAUAGCUGUCGCUCCCUCGGGUGCGGCUAAUUAUGGUUUUGACUACACUAAUGCUCCAGCCCAGAACAUCACAGCUACCCCGAUGGCUUCUCAGUACCAAACCAUGAACCAGGCAGCAGCAGCAGCGGCUCUAUCAGACGCUUCUAGACAGCUUCCUGCAGAUGGCAAUCAGCAGCAGAUAAUCAGGUAAGACAAGUAAAUUAUGUGUUGUGUUUUACUCCCCCUUUUCCCGGAAAGACUUAUUAGUUCUUCCACAUUCGAUAAAAUAAUGCAAGCAAGCAACUGUAUUCUCAUUGAUGUAUCCUGUGCUUUUAACUGAAAAAUGAUGGAUAUUAUGGUAAAAAAUUUGUACCAUGCACUAUUACUCUGCUUUUAGAUCAGAUUGAGAGAAAACGUGUAAUACUACUGGUAUGGAAACUUUUGAAAGUUUAA